Messenger RNA from Dendroctonus ponderosae (mountain pine beetle), 1762 nucleotides. RefSeq lists its product as uncharacterized. The record is from RefSeq and is a predicted model, not a curated record. The transcript has 6 exons. NCBI's taxonomy places the organism in Eukaryota, Metazoa, Arthropoda, Insecta, Coleoptera, Curculionidae. Gene Ontology annotation, molecular function: protein binding. The coding region runs from base 291 to 1400 and encodes 369 amino acids.
AGCCCGGUAACUGAAUAGUUCAAUACAAAUCACGUAGGUACCUGAGGGGCCCACGUAAUCCGCGAAAGAGUCGAAAAAAGGCCGAAGAGCGUCGACCCCUACUCGACGAAGAAAUAGUGGCCGUCAACUUCAUCCUUCUGCUGCUUCUGCAAUUCAGUCGCAAUAAUUCUGCAACCGGUGCCGUUUGCGUGAAGACUUCGAACCUCCAGUAUAUCUUCACGCGUCCCAAAGUGUCAACGACACAGCCGAUUUGAUCGAUCUAUGUUAGCAGCACAGUUUCCAUAGGGGCAAUGUGGCGUUUGGUUCGAGUUUUACUGGCAGGAAGUUGUCUACUUCGUCUGGGCGAUGCUUCUGCCAUUCAGAAUUUAAUAGGGGAACCGGAUUACCGCGAAGUGCAUCUUCACUGGGAAGCAAAAAAUCCCGACCUCCCAAAAAAUGGAUUCAACGUGCGAUAUUGCGAGUUGCAAUCUUGGGGCCAGCAACGAUGUCGACUUCUUUCCGUGAACGGCACUGGGGGCGAGAAAAACUUCGUUGAAGUUGCAGAAAAUGAGCCCAUUCGGCAAUAUUCGGCCAACGUCAAGGGCUUGAGGAUGGCCACCACCUACUCCUUUGAGGUGAAGCAGAUGAAGGACAAGGAGGAAAAGGAGCGUGAAGAUCGAGCAGAGGGCGACGACAGGAACCAGAACAUGAUCGUCAUACCCACCAAAGGCUUUUCAGCAAAAGCCACGCAAUGCCUGCCAGAUGCAAGCGAAAUCGAAGUAUCCACCGGUCCAUUCUUCGGGGGUAGAAUAGCGGUGGAGGCGGCCGAUGGAGAACGAUGCGCUAUCGAUGGAGAACCAACCAGCCCAAAAGACACCUACACUUUGCGGAUCAACCACACGGAAUGCGGCAGCCAAGUGAACGAAACCACUGUGGCCACUUUCGUGCUGGUUCAAGAGAACCUGCCCAUAUUGACUCACAGCACCCGAAGAUUUUUAGUGCUCUGCUCCUACCAGCCAGAAACCUUAACAGUGCGAGCCGGAAUUAGUCUGCCCAACAGUCGCGGUCAAGCCCAUCUUGAACUGGCCUCACCAGUAGAAGACGAGGACAAUUAUCUAGGAAGAAGGGCUAGAAAAAUGCGAGCGGGGCGUCUGUUGCAUAAACCUCUCGCUUUGGUUCAAGAAGAAGUCGCAGCUGCUGAAGCCCAAAUCUCGCCAAAAAGCCAAAUAGUACCAGUUUUCGUCAUAACCAUGCUCUCCAUUGCAGGAGUGAUUGGGCUGGUGGCAAUAGUGCUGAAGAUUUCCAGUAAAAAGCUAAUGGAAGAAAUGGAUAACGUGUCCAUAGCUUCCGACCUAUCCACUGCCAGCACUUCUAGUGUGGUAUCCAUUGAAGAGUCAGGCGAUGAGAAGCAAGAGAAAUGAGCGAAAAUUCAAGGAUCUGCUUCUGCAACUUGACGGUUAAUUUUUAUUUUUUAAGCCCGAGGAAAGGUGCAGAUUUUCGACUGGCCCACGGACAUUUUCUUUCAUCAAAUAGCCAGUUUUCCCUGGUUGUGUGUUUAUUUAUGGUUUUUGUACUUACGUGAAUGAUACUGAGUGCACUUCAGAGGCGAUAGCCGUGUUUACUAUGUGGGACACCAAUCGUAAUCGCUUGCAUUCCUUGAAAUGUGAUAAAUACAAUGUUUUAUGUUAGUUCUAUAAGGAAACAACAUUCGUUCGUACUGAGGAAAAUAGCAGGAUUUUUAUAGGAGUAAGUAGAAGGUGAAAUAGAUAAUUGUUCAAAAACA